CCUUGACAGGACCGUCCCAUCAAGUUUCUACAAUGGUGUCAGGAAAAUACUGAUGAAGAACGAUGGUACUAAGAGCUACACGAUUGGACGGCUAUCGUCGUCACUGGCAUUGAAACAAGUAAAGGACGAGGCUAUGCAGAGCAUGGACCCUACCAGCCCAGUGAGUGACUUUGUAUCUCCGGAGUCGACAGUGACUACAUUGCUGUCAAGUUCUGGCCACUUUAAGAGCAGACUAUCACCGGAAUUCAAUACAACCUUCAGAUACAGAGACAAGGAAUAUGACUCAGCCUCGGAAGCAUUGGAUGCCUAUAUCAUAGACUUUGACAGAAGUCGAAACAUUGAGUCAUCAGGAAGGCUGGUUCUGCCGCAGAGUCCAUUGUCCACCCCGAGAAGACCUAGAAUUAGCACACGGAGAAACAAAUCUGUUCUCAGAGAACAUUUAACGGACAGAGAAGUGGAUUUUCUGACCCUUCCCGUGAGUUCCCUCCGUCACCGUGACAAUCAUGAUAGACUUUCAAUGACAACAGACGAACUGCUGUCUAUCCCUCGUGAUGGUUCCAUGCCUGUCACCCACACAACUGCCUUCAUUCAAGGUCACCUAUCUCAAUCUGCAGCCUCUCAGGCCUAUGUCUCAUCCACUCCAUUGAACAGAGCAAAGGCUAACAUAUCCCACCAACAUUCAAGCAAAAAUUGCAGCAGCUGCAGGUGCAUUAGAGAGGCCGAAGUUCCCACUUUGAAACAAGACGUGCCCUUUGUUAGAUGCUUAACAUGUGCGCACAGAGCAGCAAGAUCAGAGCAGGCAUCAUCUCCGGUGCCCCAUUCACACUCCAGGGUCAAUUGUAACUUGGCAGACCUGAACUGCAGUAGAACCAGUUAUGUGCCUGCUGUGAUCCAAGACUGUGACACUCGUGAGCCACCACCCCCAUCAGAGGUCUACUUCUAUGACAAGCUAGAAUUGGGAAGCAGAGUGCCAUCUUGGUUAGCAGAUACGGAAGAUGAUCCUUGCAAGACACCUAUUAGGGUAAAAAAUCAGUGUGACACUAAGCAGAGUUUAAGAGAUCUGAGAUUCCAGUUUGCUGAACAGAUAUCUUUAAUCGCCUCAGAGAGAAAAAGCGCUGAUAUUACGGAAUCUCUUUUUAAAGAUAAUCGGCUAGAGUCACUGAUCCAGAAAGCAGAUCAAGUGCUAAACUCUCUAUCUCAGAGCUUUGGAGGAGAAGGAAGUACGGCCCUUUCAGUCUGCAGAGGUUCUAUGAGUCCAGUGAACAGUGAUGAAAUUCAGCUUGGUUCGACUUCACAUGAUCCCCUGCUUCCAGCAGACUCAACUGGAGCUGAAAAGUUCAUCAUUGAGGCUCUGUCUAAGGAAACAAUGCAGACUUGGGAUUGCAGUGAUGGACAGAAAUUGCCUGGUGCAUUGGAGGCUCUGAAACAAAUGAUGUUUCGACUGCAGGCUGUGGAGGCCGAGCUUCACCGAAAACAUGUACCAAUUGCACCAACUUGUAGUAAAGAAACUCAAAAGAAGCCUGAAAAUGAAGUAGAACUGAGUUUAUCUGGUGCACCAUCGAUAAAAAGGGCUCUGCAUCACCUCAGUCGCUUGAAGCUGCUGUUGGAGGAGCCGAGAGUAAAACAUGCUGAAGAGGAGAGGGAUACAGAUGAAGGACGGUAUUCUUCUUCAUCUGCGGACAGACUCAUGUUGCAGUUGUCCAACUAAAGAAGGAAACCCUGUCAGAUGGAUAUUUCCACUCAAUGUCAGCAUUAAUGGAGAUUUCCACUGUAAUAUCACAGUUUUAGCUUUAUGUUAAGCAGGUCAUUGCCAAAAGGAGAAGAUAAGAAGAUAGAAGUGCAAUACUGAACAUCAAAGUUUACUCAUCGAAUCAUAAGUAAAGAUAGUACAGUGGUACCUCUACUUACGAAAUUAUUAGGUCCUGGAAGUUUCCUUAAAUUCCUUAAGUCGACACGUUUUCCAUGUAAAAGCUCAAAAUUCAGACAUAAAUCUUUUAUAAAGCAUAAAAAUGUACCAAAACAUGUAACAAGUACAUGUUAAAAUUAGAUCAUUGCACAAUAAAGAUAAAAAUUGAGUUGAGCAUAAUGUAAAAAAUAAAAGCUAAUACACUCAGGUAAAGCUGUCGGAACACCUCAUGGCCUGAGGGGCAAAUGUAGAAGGCCCUGG
Corythoichthys intestinalis (scribbled pipefish) is the source of this 2167-nucleotide messenger RNA. RefSeq names its product chromosome 17 C18orf54 homolog (gene c17h18orf54). The transcript is spliced from 16 exons. The record is from RefSeq and is a predicted model, not a curated record. NCBI's taxonomy places the organism in Eukaryota, Metazoa, Chordata, Actinopteri, Syngnathiformes, Syngnathidae. Bases 53 to 1708 code for a protein of 551 amino acids.